Radiomyces spectabilis is the source of this 762-nucleotide messenger RNA. Its product is annotated as Acireductone dioxygenase ARD family. NCBI's taxonomy places the organism in Eukaryota, Fungi, Mucoromycota, Mucoromycetes, Mucorales, Radiomycetaceae. Bases 72 to 605 code for a protein of 177 amino acids. The transcript is spliced from 5 exons. Gene Ontology annotation, molecular function: acireductone dioxygenase [iron(II)-requiring] activity. The record is from RefSeq and is a predicted model, not a curated record.
UUGAGUGAACACUUUAUCAUUUGUCCCUCUCUCCCCCCACUUUUUGUUUCCUCUUCCACCCUUUCGAAAUUAUGCGUGCCUACGUUUUUGAAAACAGCGAUGCCGAUCAGCGCGAAGCUCAUGACAGCGGCGUGAACAAGUCUUUGGAAGAUUUAAAGGCCGUCGGUGUCCUUUAUUGGCAUUUCGACGGUCCCGAUGCUUUGGAUCAGUUGAACGCUUUAGCCAAAGAACGCAAUUAUAAAAACAGAGACGAAAUUACAGUGUCUCCCAGUGCUUUGGGCGCCGUGUACGAAGAAAAAGUGAAGAGUUUCUUUGCCGAGCAUCUUCAUGAAGAUGAAGAGAUUCGAUACAUUUUGGACGGUUCCGGCUAUUUUGAUGUCCGUGAUAAAGAGGAUGUUUGGAUUCGCAUUUACAUGGAACGCGGCGAUAUGAUCAUUCUGCCCUCUGGAAUCUAUCAUCGUUUUACCACUGAUACCAAUAAUUACAUCAAAGCGAUGCGACUAUUCAAGGAAGAUCCUCUGUGGACCCCCAUUAACCGUCCAUUGGCCGACGAUAACCGUUAUCGACAGGAGUACCUCAAAAUGGUUGGUGCUGCCACCCAAUAAAGUUUAAAACUGUAUUUAUUUUACAUCAGCCGAAAUCAAAAAAGGAAAGGCUUCUAUAGCACAUCGCUCAGAUCCACUUCCUGAUAUUUUGUACUGUGCUCUUCCCUUCGUCGCUGAAGAUAGAGAAUGGUGUCGCGGAAAUGACGACGAACAUAAU